UGGGGUUUAACCUGAACAUUUUGUACAUCACUUUGAAAUUGUGGAGACAGUAAAAAGCAAAACUGCGUUGGCGCAAGGUCUUUUUAAAUGUUCGAAGGUUUUUACGCUGACGAUGACGACAGUUCGUCGUCCUUUCAUGGGAAUGUUGAGAAAGCAGCUGAGCUCCCAGGUUCCUACAAGUCCUCACAUCGCCAGGAAAUGGAACAACCAAGGAACAUCGAACUCUCGCUUCUUGGCAGCUGUUUCAAUCCACACCACAGGCGUACAGUUUGUGCCUGGAACAGCUGCGCCAGAUGAGGAACAAAACGGGAGUCUGUUUACAUGAUUGGAACACAUUGGAACCUGACUUGUGUGGAUGAGACAUCAGGGGAAAAGUGUGCUCUUGUUGGAGUGAGUCUGUCAAAAGUAAUGGAGCUAAAUUGUGAUAGCCACAUGACAUUUCAAUCCACCCAGCCACUCUAGGGCUAGUGUUCAGGUGUGGCACGUUCCCACCAUGUUUACAAUGCUGAGUGGGAUUCGCUUGAACCAAAAUGCUAGGCCUCAUUUUGGGUCCAUCUCAGCCAACUUCUCGGGCAACUCGUCUCAUCUGCUUCAAGGGCAUUUCAGACGACCGAAUAAUCCAAAUCGAACCACCGAGCCCGGUGAUUCACCUGGACUCCGGAUCCCGGGAAUAAUCGGAGCUCUCAAUGGCAGAAUCCAAGCUCUCAAGAUCAUUUUGGACAAGGAAGCCAAGCCCGUUUUCCAACCGGGUCAGGAGGUGACCGGUCAUCUCAUGUUGGAAGUGAUUGGUACGUUGAGGUUCAAAUCCUUGGCUGUAUCGAUGCGUGGCAUGGCUAGAGUGCAUUGGACCGAAUCCAGAGCCACGGGAAAUCGAUUGGGAUCUUAUACCGAGCAAUACAAUGCUGAGAUCGAGUACUUCAAUAAGAAACGAUACUUAAUCGGUACCAAUGAGCAAGGUGAACGCCACGUGCUCACGGAAGGCCGACACGAGUUCGCUUUCCGGUUCCAACUCCCGUCCUCGGACGAUAUUGCUACUUCUUUCGAGGGCAAGUUUGGGUCCAUCCGUUAUUACAUCAAGGCUGAUUUGGACCAGUCGUGGACCGCAACACACCGCACUAAGAAGGCUUUUACCGUGAUAUCGCCCCUUGAUAUCAACACGGAUGAAUUUGCGAUUCCUGUCGAGGAUGCUUCUGAAAAAACCAUAUGUUGUUGGACUUGUUCUGGAGGAGAAGUCUUCAUGCGAGCCACCACUGACAGAAAAGGCUAUUGUCCUGGCGAAUCUAUUGCCAUCGACGCCACUUUCAUCAACCAAAGUUCCCGGCGUGUUGUUCCCGAAGCUGUUUUAUGCCAAACCGAGACUUUUAUGGCUGGCGGGAAGAUGCGAACGAAGAAGACCAAAUUCACUGCUUUAAGUGGACAGAUGAUCUUACCCGGGAAAGAAGACACUUGGGAUGGCCAACUUCUCAAGAUCCCUAUUGUGAGCCCCACCAUCAGCAACUGCGGUCUAAUGAAAGUGAAUUAUUCUGUCAAGGUGGUUCUUGUCAUCACUGGCUCCUAUAACCUUAUGAUUCAGCUGCCAAUAGUUAUUGGAACGGUUCCACAACGUCGGUUGUUACCUCCUCUCCCAUCCAUUCAGCCCCAGAGUCUUUCAUUGUCUGGAUGGGACCCUUCCCCGCCUUAUCCAGAUCCUCCACCUUCUUACAUGGAAUGCAUUCAGUCAGCCACCGAUCUGGUGGACUCCAAUGAUCUGAUUGAAACGGCUUCACUCUUUGGCGAUACCCGAUUUGUGCCAAUGUAUUGCUACGUUAAUGAUGGCCCACUAGCUUCUCCUCCGGGAUAUUCCGAGGAUGAUCCAUAUCCAUUGGAACAUCAACAGUGAACUAUGAAAAAUUCGAACAGGCUCUUUCAUCGUCAAUCAAAAUGCGAGUUUCAAAUACGUUAUCAAUCUAUAUAUAUUUAUUCAUGUCUCAUUCACAAUAUGAAAUACAUAUUUGAGAGUAU
Tigriopus californicus is the source of this 2001-nucleotide messenger RNA. RefSeq names its product arrestin domain-containing protein 3-like. The transcript has 4 exons. The coding region runs from base 494 to 1879 and encodes 461 amino acids. Gene Ontology annotation, biological process: protein transport. Gene Ontology annotation, cellular component: cytoplasm. The record is from RefSeq and is a predicted model, not a curated record. NCBI's taxonomy places the organism in Eukaryota, Metazoa, Arthropoda, Copepoda, Harpacticoida, Harpacticidae.